Messenger RNA from Osmia bicornis bicornis, 1635 nucleotides. Its product is annotated as tubulin beta chain-like. The record is from RefSeq and is a predicted model, not a curated record. NCBI's taxonomy places the organism in Eukaryota, Metazoa, Arthropoda, Insecta, Hymenoptera, Megachilidae. The coding region runs from base 298 to 1629 and encodes 443 amino acids. Gene Ontology annotation, cellular component: microtubule; cytoplasm. Gene Ontology annotation, biological process: microtubule cytoskeleton organization; mitotic cell cycle. Gene Ontology annotation, molecular function: structural constituent of cytoskeleton; GTP binding; GTPase activity. The transcript has 5 exons.
UCGACGUUAUUUGCAGAAAAAAAAUCUGUAUACCCGGUAUAUUAACGAGAUGACGCACGAAGGAGUUAAUUACAACUGGAAUUGAAAACGAGGCCUUAAUAAAAAAUUGCCGACAGCGUAUUAUCUUCGAUAGGCGAUUCGCGUCUAUAUUAAAUCGAAUCGAAUCGAUCCUCGACUGAACGUAGAUGCAGGUUGUUGGCUAUUGAUUUCGGAUCUCCCGAUAUUUCGAAUUUUUAAAUUCUAAAUUUUAAGAAAAAUUCCAGUCUGUCGAGGGAGGAAACCGAUCAGGGUAGAAAAAUGAGGGAAAUCGUGGUGUUACAAAUUGGUCAGUGCGGAAACAACGUAGGAGGAAAGUUUUGGGAGGUAAUUUCGGACGAGCAUGGCUUGAGACAGGACGGAAUAUUUUGCGGCGAAUCGCAGCUUCAGUUACAACGUUUGAACGUGUACUUCUCGCAAGGACCAGGCGACAGAUACGUGCCAAGAGCAGUCCUGGUUGAUCUCGACCGUGGAAGCUUGAACGCUGUGUUGUCCACCUCGUACGGUAGAUUGUUCAAUCCUGACAAUUUUGUGGCUGGCCACGUAGGGGCAGCAAAUAAUUGGGCAAAGGGUUACUAUACUGAAGGAGCCGAGCUGGCCGAGACGGUGCUGGAUCUGACUCGCAGAGAAGCCGAAGCCUGCGAUCUGAUGCAAGGCAUUCAAAUGGUUCAUUCUCUGGGCGGCGGUACCGGAGCCGGCAUGGGUGCCCUGUUGACGAACAAACUGAAGGAAGAGUAUCCGGAUAGAAUUCUAAAGAACUACAGCGUGAUACCGUCGCCAACGAUGUCGGACGUGGUUGUAGAGCCGUACAACGCGGUACUAGCUCUCGGCAAAUCGAAGGAUAACGUGGACGAAACCUUCUGCAUGGACAAUCAAGCUCUUCAUCACAUCUGCACGCACGUUUUAAAGCUUUCCACGCCAACCUUUGGCGACGCUAAUCACCUGAUAUCCGCUUGCAUGGCAGGUAUCACCACUUGCCUACGAUUCCCUGGUCAGUUGAACACAGAUCUGAGGAAACUACAGGUCAACCUGGUACCUUAUCCGGGCCUCCACUUCUUCGUGCCCGGUUACGCUCCUCUCACCAGUAGGUCAGCCGCGGCUUUCAGAGUACUCUCGGUUCCAGAGUUGACGCAACAAUUGUUCGACGCGAAUAGCAUGCUCGCCGAUUGCGAUCCUCGCCGGGGCAAGUUCUUCACGGUGGCUGCCAUCUUCAGAGGCAGAAUGUCGACCAAGCUCGUCGACGAACAGAUGCUGAACAUACAAAACAAAAACAGUCCCUAUUUCAUCGAAUGGAUCCCGAACAACGUUCAAACAGCCAUCUGCGACAUUCCACCGCGAGGUCUUGCCAUGAGCGCCACCAUGAUAUCGAACACCACAGCGAUCCAGGAAUUGUUCAAGAGACUGACGGAUGGUUUUAGCGAUAUGUUGAAGAAGAAAGCGUAUCUACAUUGGUACACGGCCGAGGGGAUGGACGAGUCGGAAUUCUCCGAUUGUCAGCACGCGUUGUACGAUCUAAUUUCGGAAUAUCAGCAGCACCAGGAGGCACCGACCGAGACUACCUUCGAAUUGGACACGGCGGAAUACGAAGAAUAAUCGAGG